AUGUACUGGCCCUACCAACGCCUUACUGGACCCUCCGAAACACUCAAAAUAAUACUAAUAUUGUUAAUUAUGGCUGCGGAAUUACAGUAUAAAGCUGAGACCAAGAAUGGGAAACCUGUUCUCUACUCCAGAACUGACACUCAAGGUGAGUGGGACGACAUAACACACACUAGACACAACUUGGAUGAUUUGGAACUCUAUGACUUAGAAUUGAAUUUAACAAAGUUCUCUCAGUGUCCAGCAUUUCUACAUGGGUUUACCAUUAGGAUUAUUACUCUUUUCCUCUGCUACCACAUUAAGAUGGGUGACAAGUUACUAUGGUCCUAUUGCAUGGAACCUUACCAAGGAUUACCCACUGAAAUACUAUUCAAUUUGAAGAACAACACUAUGAAUUUAUUGUUUAAGGAGAAUAGAUUGGAGAACUUGAGUAUGGAGGGGUAUUUGACUGACUGGGUGGAGCCUGGGAAAUUACUUGAAAAACCUGACGACUGGAAGUUCAUAGAAAAUGGUGACACAGAGGCAUGUUUGUUUAAUGAGGAGGAUCCCUGCUUAGGGUUACAAAUUCUAGGCAAAAGCGUCUGGAUACACAAUGAAAACGAACCCUAUCCAAUCUCUGUAAUUCUCGCAGAAAACACCAACACUCUCGUCUUCCCAAAUUACUACACACAAUUCGAUCUUCCACAUUAA
Messenger RNA from Theileria parva strain Muguga, 687 nucleotides. RefSeq lists its product as uncharacterized. The record is from RefSeq and is a predicted model, not a curated record. The transcript has a single exon. NCBI's taxonomy places the organism in Eukaryota, Apicomplexa, Aconoidasida, Piroplasmida, Theileriidae. The coding region runs from base 1 to 687 and encodes 228 amino acids.